AUGCCUUGCCCAUCGAAAUUGGACGACUUGGUUUUCUUUGUGAAUGGGAGAAAGGUAAGUGAUAGGAAUGUGGACCCAGAAGUCACUCUGCUGACCUUCCUACGAAAGAACUUACGCCUCACAGGAACCAAGUACGCCUGUGGAGGAGGAGGGUGUGGGGCCUGCACUGUGAUGGUGUCGAAGCAUGACCCUCUGUCCGCGAAGAUCAGACAUUUCUCCAUUACUGCGUUGGUGCCCAUCUGCUCUCUGUACAGGGCUGCUGUCACCACCGUGGAAGGUGUUGGAAGCAUCAACACCAGACUUCACCCAGUGCAGGAGAGGAUCGCCAAGAGCCACGGCACCCAGUGUGGGUUCUGCACCCCUGGGAUGGUGAUGUCCAUGUACACGCCGCUUAGGAACCACCCACAGCCCUCAGAGGAACAGCUCGUGGAAGCCCUGGGAGGUAAUCUGUGCCGCUGCACCGGGUAUCGGCCAAUUCUCGCGAGUGGAAGGACCUUCUGUGUGGAGUCAAAUGGCUGUCAACAGAAAGGAACAGGAAAAUGCUGCUUGGAUCCUGGAGGAAAUGAUUCUUCCUCACUCCGCAGGGAAAGUGACAUUUGCACAGAGUUAUUUGCAGAAGACGAGUUCCAGCCCUUGGACCCUACCCAGGAGCUCAUAUUUCCCCCAGAACUCUUGAGAAUGACAGAGAAGCCAGAAAAACAAACCCUGACCUUUUGUGGAGAGAGGGUUACCUGGAUCUCCCCUGGCACCCUCAAGGAUCUCCUGGAGCUGAAAGCCAAACAUCCUGAAGCCCCUCUCAUCUCAGGCAACACCUCAAUGGGACCUGCAAUGAAAUAUCAAGGACACUUUCACCCAAUUCUCCUCUCUCCUGCUAGGAUUUCUGAGCUCAGUAUGGUAUCCAAAACAAGGGAUGGACUGACAAUAGGUGCUGGCUGCAGUCUGGCCCAAGUAAAAGACAUUUUGGCUGAGCGAGUUUCCGAGCUUCCAGAGGAGAAAACUCAGACAUACCGAGCCCUCCUGAAGCACCUGAAGAGUCUGGCAUGCCAGCAGAUCCGGAAUAUGGCAUCCUUAGGGGGGCAUAUUAUAAGCUGGCACUGCUAUUCGGAUCUGAAUCCAAUUUUGGCUGUGGGCAACGCUACCCUCAAUCUGCUAUCAGAAGAAGGUACGUGCCAGAUUCCUCUAAACGAACAUUUUCUUGCCGGGUUGGCAAGUGCAGACCUUAUUAAGCCAGAGGAAAUUUUGGAAUCUGUGUACAUCCCUCACUCUCAAAAGUGGGAAUUUGUGUCAGCCUUCCGACAGGCUCAGGGCCAGCACAAUGCCUUGGCCGACGUGAGUGCUGGCAUGCGGGUCCUCCUCAAGGAAGGCACAGACACCAUUGAGGACCUGAGCGUCUCCUACGGAGGGGUUGGGGCAGCCACGGUCAGCGCACAGAAAUCCUGCCAGCAGCUUGUGGGGAGGCCCUGGAAUGAGCUGACGCUAGAGGAAGCUUGCAGGCUGCUUCUGGAAGAAGUCUCCCUCCCAGGCUGGGCUCCAGGGGGGAAAGUGGAAUUCAAGAGGACUCUGGUGGUCAGUUUCUUCUCCAAAUUCCUGGAAGUUCUGCAGGAACUGAAGAAGCUAGGAAAGCUGAUGCCUGACAGCCAUCAUUAUCCUGAAAUUUCAGACCAAUUCCUAAGUGCUCUAGAAGAUUUCCCUGUCACAGGAACCCAGGGAGUCCAAAGGUACCAGAGUGUGGAUUCUCACCAAUCCCUCCAAGACCCAGUUGGACGUCCCAUCAUGCACCUAUCAGGUCUUAAACAUGCUACGGGUGAAGCCAUAUUUUGUGAUGACAUUCCAAUGGUGGAUAGAGAACUUUUCAUGGUGUUGGUGACCAGUACCAGAGCCCAUGCAAAAAUCAUAUCAAUUGAUGGGUCUGAGGCCCUUGAACUACCUGGGGUGGUUGAAGUGAUAACAGCUGAGGACAUUCCAGGCACCAAUGGGACUGAGGAUGACAAGCUGAUGGCUGUAGAUGAGGUGCUUUGCGUGGGCCACAUCAUCUGUGCUGUGGUUGCAGAGACAGAUGUACAGGCAAAGAGUGCAAUUGAAAAGAUAAAGAUCACCUAUGAAGAUCUGGAGCCAGUAAUCUUGACCAUCAACGAUGCCAUAAAGCACAACUCAUUCCUAUGCCCUGAAAAAAAACUUGAACAAGGAAACGUUGAGGAGGCAUUUGAAAAAGCUGAUCAAAUUAUUGAAGAGGUCCAUGUUGGAGGACAGGAACAUUUUUACAUGGAAACACAAAGUGUGCUUGUUAUUCCGAAGGCAGAGGACGAAGAACUGGACAUUUAUGUGUCAACACAGGAUCAAGCCCAUGUGCAGAAAACAGUGUCCUUUACUUUAAACAUCCCCAUCAAUAGGAUCACCUGUCACGUCAAGCGGGUGGGUGGAGGUUUUGGUGGGAAAAUAGGAAGACCAGCUGUAUUUGGAGCUAUUGCAGCUGUGGGCGCUAUCAAUGGUGGGGAUAUGCAAAAUGGCUGGAUCUGGGUGAACAUCAAAUCUGAAGCCAUAAGAACGCAAGUGGGAUUCAUGAACAACGGGCGAAUCAAAGCUCUGGAUAUUGAGCGCUUCAUUAAUGGAGGAUGCAUGCUGGAUGACUCUGAGCUGGUAACAGAAUUUCUCAUAUUAAAGCUGGAAAAUGCAUAUAAAAUCCGCCACCUCAGGUUCCGGGGCCGUGCAUGCAUGACAAAUCUACCAUCUAAUACAGCCUUUCGUGGAUUUGGCUUCCCACAAGGAACCCUGAUAACAGAAUCUUGCAUCACAGCUGUGGCAGCCAAAUGUGGCCUUCUGUCAGAAAAGAUUAGGGAGAAAAACAUGUACAAAAUAGUUGAUAAAACCAUCUACAAACAAGCGUUCAGCCCUGAGACCCUGAUCAGAUGUUGGAAUGAGUGUCUGGACAAGUCUUCCUUUCACAACAGGAGAAUGCAAGUGGAAGAGUUUAACAAGAAGAAUUACUGGAAGAAGAAAGGCAUGGCAAUCAUCCCCAUGAAGUUUUCAGUCGGUUUUGCUGCAACAAGCUAUCAUCAGGCAGCUGCUCUCGUUCAUAUCUACACAGAUGGCUCUGUACUGGUCACACAUGGAGGCAACGAACUGGGACAAGGUAUUCACACCAAAAUGCUGCAGGUGGCCAGCCGUGAAUUAAAAAUACCCAUGUCUUCUAUGCACAUCUAUGAAAAAAGUAUGGCCACGGUGCCCAACACGAUUACUACCGCAGCUUCCAUUGGUUCGGAUGUCAAUGGCAGAGCCAUGCAGAACGCUUGUCAGAUCCUUCUGAAACGCCUUGAGCCCAUCAUUAAGAAAAAUCCAGAAGGUACGUGGGAAGACUGGAUAGAAGCUGCUUUUGAACAAAGAAUCAGUCUUUCGGCCACUGGAUACUUCAGCAAUAAUACCACCCCCAUCAAAUCAUCACGAGGACUUGAUGAGCUCAAAAUCAGAACAGACAUCGUCAUGGAUACAUGUUGCAGCCUAAUUCCCGCCAUUGAUAUUGGGCAGGUUGAAGUUUCCUUUAUUCAGGGAAUGGGCCUUUAUACCACUGAAGGUGUUCUGUACUCUCGAGGCCCAGACGAGUACAAAAUUCCAACCAUCACUGAUGUCCCAGAGGAAUUCAAUGGCCUGGGGGAGUCCGGGAUGUUCCUGGGCUCAUCUGUGUUCUUUGCCAUCACUGACGCGGUGGCCACAGCAUGCAGGGAAAGAGACAUAGCUGAGGACUUCACAGUGAGGAGCCCAGCAACGCCAGAAUGGGUUCGAAUGGCCUGUGUAGAUCGGUUCACAGAGAUGGUAUGGAAUUAUUGA
Neomonachus schauinslandi (Hawaiian monk seal) is the source of this 3822-nucleotide messenger RNA. RefSeq names its product aldehyde oxidase 2-like. NCBI's taxonomy places the organism in Eukaryota, Metazoa, Chordata, Mammalia, Carnivora, Phocidae. The record is from RefSeq and is a predicted model, not a curated record. Gene Ontology annotation, molecular function: oxidoreductase activity; iron ion binding; FAD binding.